Molecule: messenger RNA, 432 nt
Organism: Emericellopsis cladophorae
Lineage: Eukaryota; Fungi; Ascomycota; Sordariomycetes; Hypocreales; Bionectriaceae
Exons: 1
Coding region: 1-432 (143 amino acids)
Source: RefSeq, a predicted model, not a curated record
AUGGAGCCAACAAUCGUGGCCGGCGCGGCCAGCGAUGCGACAAGCGUUGCGGACGUGUUCCUCGAGGCGAUGGCGCCCAACGCGUUGCAGCGCACGCAAUUCCCCGAUUCCGCAGGUGAGCGGUUCGUGCGGGACUGGUUCGCCCAGGAUGUCGUGCGGCAUGUGCAAGAUGCCAACAAGGGUCUCCUGGUUACCCGGUCAAGGGAUGGCGAGAUUAUCAGUUUUGUCAAGUGGCGGGUACACGCGCCCCGAGCGCCCCAGGAGGCUACGACGCCGGGAGAGCAGGAUACCUGGCCGGAGACGAGCAACGUCAAGGUCCUGGAGGCGUACACGGCCCUAACGGCCAAGGUGCGAGAGGACGUCCUCGGACAGACGGCCUACUACCGUGCGUUACCCUCUCAUGCUGGACAGACUGGUGUCGUCGAAAGCUGA